AUGUCUGCCCCUCCUCAACUGAUCCACAUCAAGCGGAAGCGGGGCGACGAAGAUGCUCCGGUCACCUACCUUCAACUCGAACCGGGAUCCAAACGACAUCUAGCCGGUAGUAGCUGGGUCUAUCAGAGACGUCUGGCCAAAGCCAGCGCCAGAUCCGCCGCCGCCGCCGCCGCUGCUGCUCAGCACCCCUCACAACACUCGAUACCAGUCAUUCAAACAUCGAAGCCUGGCGACGAGAUCUCGAGCCCUAAACGACCCCCUCAUCUGAGCCAUGCUCAUCCGACAGGAAAGGCAACGGCGCCGCCGCCGCCGCAACCGCAGACCCAGCCAGACGCGCAGAAGCCCCUACCGCAAACCGCCACAGGAUCGCAACGCCCUCAGAACCCCGCCACCGAGCCGAGACGAUUCCACAUGUCCAGGUCGGCCAUGAGCUCACCCGGAGGCAGUACCAUACUCAAGGCCGGCGGCGUUUCCAAGAGAGGGCGCUACGGGACCGCCGUCUUCGUGGAGCGGGGGAAGAAGAAGAGCACACGCCGGGCCGUCACAGCGUCGUCCGGCACCACGUCGGCAACGACGACCGCCGAGGCGCUGCCCACCGACGUCGAGAUGAAGGAAGACAACAAGCCGGCACCGAAGAAACCCCUCGCCAAACGCCCUCCUCCCCCGCGAGCAGCCUCCGCGGCGACGACGACGGCGACGACGACGAAGAUACCCGACAUCGAGCCGCAGCGCAAACCCAUGCCCGGCGUAGCUCCCACACAGGACAUGAGCAAGAUCGCGGCCGACAUGGACCAGUGGGUUCUCCACGAGAUCGGACUGAACCUCAAGGCCAUGGAGCAGCAGCAGCAGCAGCAGCAGCAGCAGCAGGCGCCGCGCUCCCCGUCUGCAGUUGCGUCGCCUUCCCGCUUCAAGCCCAAGGCGCCGGUCAAGCGAUUUGCCGAGCGGCACCCGGACUUGGCCAAGAAGCUCGACGGCAGCGACGAGGCCAUGACCGAGGCGAGCGGCGGAGAGGACGAUGAGGACGACGAGAGCGACGACGACUACGUUAUUGAGGUGUACGAGCUUGCGCCUUCGAAGCCGGUGUUGGCGGAGAUUCCGCCCGAGGAGAUUGGCGUGCUCAGGUUCGACUCGCAGGAGGACUUGGAGCUGUUCUACGGCAACGAGGAUGACGACUCGGAUCUCGAUGACGACGAGGACGAGAAUGCCGAGAACCACUACACGGCGGAUUACCCAGAAGACGAGGUCGAUUCCGAGGACGAGUACGAUCGCCACGCCUACUUGUUCCGCAACGCCAACGCUUCGGACGAGGAGGAGUUUGACACCCGCGACCCGUAUGAGGACGAGGAUGAUGACAUGUACGUCAUGGAGGGCGACGAGCGGCGGGACGAGGACGACGUCUUUCAAGAUAAGAUUCGGCGGUACAUUCGCCAGCACGGCGACAUGUAA
Molecule: messenger RNA, 1446 nt
Organism: Colletotrichum orchidophilum
Lineage: Eukaryota; Fungi; Ascomycota; Sordariomycetes; Glomerellales; Glomerellaceae
Exons: 3
Coding region: 1-1446 (481 amino acids)
Biological process (GO): protein import into nucleus
Cellular component (GO): cytoplasm
Source: RefSeq, a predicted model, not a curated record